This is a messenger RNA of Linnemannia hyalina, 951 nucleotides long. The record is from the annotation of a GenBank genome assembly. Lineage: Eukaryota; Fungi; Mortierellomycota; Mortierellomycetes; Mortierellales; Mortierellaceae.
AUGGAUCGUGCCAUCAAGCGGUUCAAAAAGCCCGCUGUUCGCCUCGUCUGCUCCUAUCUUUUCGACUGGAUCCUCUGCGUCGUUCUGAUUGCACUCUUCCUCACACUCGACAACGUCACCCCUUUCAAGAGGCAGUUCUCGGUCGAAGACACCUCAUUGAUGUACCCAUACAAGGAAAAGGAGACGAUCCCUACCUGGGCGCUCAUUAUCAUUGCCGUUGUGUUCCCUGCUGUAUUGAUGGCUGUAGUCUCUCUUUUCAUCAGACGGAGCUCUUAUGACUUCCACAACGGCUUCUUGGGUCUGCUUCUCUCGGUCUCCUUGACCAUCGUUGUCACGCAGGUCGUCAAGGUCACGUUCGGUAAACAUCGGCCGGAUUUCAUCGACCGGUGCAAGCCGAUGCUCAACGGGGUCGCCAUCACUCGCGACGAACCCUUGAAACUCUGGACAGUGGACGUCUGCACCACGACCGACCAUCUGGUCUUCAAGGACGGCAUACGCUCGUUCCCCUCAGGACAUGCCAGCACCUCCUUCGCUGGUCUUGUCUACCUCUCUCUAUGGCUCGCUGGCAAGAUGCAUGUGUUUGACAGAAAGGGUUAUUCCCUCAAGAGUGUCAUCCUCAUGGUGCCCAUCCUGACUGCCAUACUGGUCGCGAUUUCACGCAUUGAGGAUUACAGACAUUCGGCCGCGGAUGUCGGCUGGGGCACGGUCAUUGGCAUCUUCUUUGCCUUCUUUGCGUAUCACCAAUACUAUCCAUCGAUCACUAGGUCCCAUUCUCACAUCCCCUAUCCUCCACGCGACUUUAGCUACCUGAUCAAGGACAACAACGGCAAGGUUCAUGAGGCUGGACACCUCGAGGCCAUGACAGGUAUUCACCCCAACGAAGAAUCCGUCGAUGAGAUUCAGCAGCAGCAACCAGAGCAGCUUGCGGACUUGGAUGCCCAAGAAAAGUAG